Messenger RNA from Acanthosepion pharaonis, 1026 nucleotides. The record is from the annotation of a GenBank genome assembly. NCBI's taxonomy places the organism in Eukaryota, Metazoa, Mollusca, Cephalopoda, Sepiida, Sepiidae.
AUGAUCUGUCACCAAAACAGGGCAAAAAUAGCUGCAAUCUAUCUAUCUAUCUAUCUAUCUAUCUAUCUAUCUAUCUAUCUAUCUAUCUCAUUCUGUUCAUCUAUCUAUGAAUCUAUCAAUUUCAUUAUUUUUUUUCUUUUUUUCUAUUAUUCUUCGCUAAUAUUCGUUAUUUCUACGCAGUUUCAAAUUCUUCUAUUGAAAUAUCUUUUCUUAUUCCUCCUCCCCUUCCUCUUCUUCCUCCCCCUCCUCCUCCUUACUGUCUGUAUGUCUGCUAUCUGCCUGCGUUUACCUCUCUCUUUUCACUUGUCUCUUGUCUUGUUCCUUCUACAUCUCUCUACUUGCCAUCUCUCUUCAAGCUUUCUUGUCUCCCCUUUCCUAUUGUCUUCCUCUGACAUCAUUUAUUGUUCCGUCAGCCUCCUUUCGCUACUUGUCUUGUCUCUUUUCUUCCACUACCACUUUCCCUCUUUUCCUCCCCCUUUCGCUACUUGGCUCUUUUCUUCCACUACCACUUUCCCUCUUCUUCCUCCCCCUUUCUCUACGUGUCUCUUUUCUUCCACUACCACUUUCCCUCUUCUUCCUCCCCCUUUCUCUACUUGUCUCUUUUCUUCCACUGCCACUUUCCCUCUUCUUCCUCCCCCUUUCUCUACGUGUCUUUUUUAUUCAACUAGCACUUUCUCUCUUCUACCUCCGAAUUUCUAUUUGUGUCUUUUAUUCCACUACCACUUUCCCUCUUCUUCCUCCCUCUUUCUCUACUUGUCUCUUUUCUUCCACUGCCACUUUCCCUCUUCUUCCUCCCCCUUUCUCUACUUGUCUCUUUUCUUCCACUGCCACUUUCCCUCUUCUUCCCCCCGCUUACUCUACUUGUCUCUUUUCUUUUACUACCACUUUCUCUCUUCUUCCUCCCCCUUUUUCUACUUGUCUCUUUUAUUCCACUACCACUUUCCCUCCUAUUUCUCCCCUUUCUCUACUUGUCUCUUUUCUCCCACUACCACAUUCCCUCUUCUUCCUCCCCCUUUCUCUACUUGA